AUGAGCGCCUCCUCCACCUCCUCUUCCACCUGUAACACCUGCUUGGAUCUACGAACAGGUGUGUAUGUAAGAUCCGGCCUCACAGUGGACCCCAGGGAAGAAGGGAGGAAGGGAGCAGAGGCAGGGAGGAGAGGAAAACACAGGAGGGAGGAAGAGGGGGCGGAAGACAGAGGGACAUCACAGGAGUCGCGGGUGAACUUGCUCCAUUCCCGAGGCACUAGAAUGGUAAACAGUGGAUGCCGAGGGACGGAGAUAAGGUGAUAAGCGGCCAGUACGAGAUAACACGACGCCUUGUUAUCGCGGGGUGUGUGGUAGGGCGGUGAUCUUCCUCUGUUUGCUGUUGUGGUGAGAGGAGGAAGGAGGAAGACGAAAACAGAGGAGAGAUUAUAGAAGGAAAAAGACAGGAAAGAAGGGAUAGCGAGAAAGAAAGGAAGGGAGGAAGAAUUCGUCAUAGUGUUGCGCGUGGCAGUAUGGUGAUCUUUGUUUUGUGUUCUUGGCAAGGAAAGGAGGAGAAAGACGAAGAGAAAACACAGGCAAGAGACCAUACGAGGAGGAAAGAAAGGAAGGAAUGAAGAAAGGGAUAGAAAAGUUCAUUAUCGUCUCGCGUUUGACAAUAUGGUGAUUCUGUUUUGUGUCCCGGACGAGAAAAUCGAAGAGAAAACACAGGAAAGAGACCACACGAGGACGAAAGAAAGGAAGGAAGAACAAAGAAAAGUAGAGUUUGUUAAUGUACCGUGUUGACAACAAGGUGAUUCUUCUUCUGUUUUGUGUUGAAGUGAGAGAACGGGUCAGUAUUAUCAGACACAUUCGCUUGUCACAUCAACUAUUUCUAAAGGUCAAAGAGGGGGUCAGUCGGGUUCUAAUGAGCGUUUCUUCAGGUUCACGGUACAGAAGAAGGGUCAGACUACCACCAGGGUCAUAAAACUACUCCUAAAUAUGCCCACAACUCCUACGAAAGCCUUGUCAAAUAUGUUUUCUUGGGCGACGAAAUGUCUUAUGAUACGAAGAGAAAAACGAAGAGAAAACGCAGGAAAACAACCAUAGGAGAAGGAAAGAGAGGAUGCGAAGAGAGGAAUGAAAGAGAAGAGUUCGUUAUCGUGUUGCUGUUGUUUUCCUCUGUCCCGUGUCAUGGAGUUCGAUGGAGAGGAUGAAGAAAGAAAGAGCAGAAAGAAAAAAAAGACAGGAACAGAGGAAAGAAGAGGAGGGAAGGGAGGAAGUUUGCACCGGUGAUGAGAUUUACACCUGGUGGUUCGUUACUUCUUGACGGGAACAGUAAUAUGGGCGGGCCUGACCCUGGCACUCGUGGUCAUCCCCUCCACGGUGGUGAUGGUGCUGUCCAUGCGCUGGCACCUGGCUGACAAGGGCACUGUCCCCAAGACCUAUUGGGUGGCCCACAUCUGUCAGUCUGGCAUCAUGCACAGGUACAUGCUCAUGUUCCAAAUGGGCCUCAAGGCACGCAGGAGCGGCGACCUUGAUGACUUUGAUGAGCUGUACCACCAGCAGAGUGACGUGUGCAUGCUGAGGAUGUUUGAGUCCUUCCUGGAGUCAGCGCCCCAGCUGAUUCUGCAGGUGUACAUCAUGCUGUCGGUCCGGGACUACAGCACCUGGACAGCCCUCACUGCCUUCACCUCCAUGGUCUCCCUGGGCUGGGGCAUUGCAGCGUACACCAAGGCCAUGCGCAACACCCGCCUUGACAAGCACAAAAUGACUAUCUCUGGCCUGGUGCUGCAGACCGUGUGGCGCGCCGGCAUGAUCGGGGCGCGAGUGUUGGCCCUGGCUCUGGUGGCCACAGUGAUUGAGGGCUGGCUGCUCCUCUGUCUAGGCCUUCACCUGAGUGCCAUGUUUGUGUGGGUGGUGAGUCAGAAGACCGGGUUCAGUGCAACGCAGUGGGAGGAGUCCAUCUUCAACUUCAUCAUGGCUGUCACCUACUGCUUCUGCUUCUUUAAUCUCAGGGAGGGACACUCACGCUGGCGGAUGCUCACCUUCUACGUGGUGACGGUGACGGAGAACUUGGUGUGCGUCAUCAUCUACUUCUUCUACGCCUCUCACUCGCUGUGGCUCAAGUACGCGGCGCUCAUCUCCGUCUCUGGACUCAUGGUGCUGGGCUUGUCUUGUAUGAUGCUGUACUACCGCUUCUUCCACCCCAUGGGCCCACUCAACCCCUUCCAGAGCCAGAAGAGCAGUGACCUUGAGAGUGGCAUUGCAGCCAACACACAGGUGACCAUCUCCUCAGACUCCUCAACCACCCCUGACUACAAUGUAAAGAAAAGGCCAGUCAUGCACAAGGUGUCCAUGAAGAGAACCUUCAAGUCACUGUAUCCUGUCGACAACAACAAUUUCUCAGUCAGUGUGCUAUCAGCUCAAGGCAUCAGCUUGGAGAGCUCCCCAGCUACUUCCUCCUCAUCCCCGACCUCCUCAUCACUACCUCAGCCAGUGUACCAGCGGCCCUCAGGCACCAUGUGUUCGGUGCAGGACCUUCUGGCCAACGUGUCUUGCACCAGUGAUUUCCAGCCCUUUGAGUCCCCAGCAGAGGGACGGGCUCGCAGCACCAGUGGCAGCAGCAGGAAGGAAGCAGGAGACAAUGCAGGGACUUCACCCAUCAGUCCAAGCUCAUUUGAGAGAACUGUCAACCGAGAGCUUGAGUUCAGGUUGUCUUCAUCUGAGUUCCAGGUUGAUAGGAAUUCUAGUCCAGGUGAAACAGACACACAAGAGCAGGAGAGGAUUGUUGUACCUGAACAGAGUGACAGUCACACAGAAGUGGGUAAUGCAAUCCUGGAGGUUAGCUUCACAGAACCACACACCCAGUGCCUCAAGGAAGCAAAGACAAAUGAGGAAAUGGAAGAGAAAGACACAAGUGAAGGUAUAAAUAUAGAUAUAAACUCUACAGAGCCAGAGAGUGACAGGGCAGACACAUCAAGCUUAAAGAGGAAGUGUGAUGGCCAUUCCUCUUAUUCUAGUCCAAAUUGUGUUGGCCUUCCUCUGCUGGUCAAGUCCUCCAGUCACAGCAGCCUCCACAGCUGCAUGAAGAAUGACAGUCACCGCCGCAGCGCCAGUAUCCUCAGGACCAGCAUAAGGAGGAAGGGCUUUGCCUCAUCAGAGAGUGAUGUCAGACUCACCUCUUUGCCUCACCUCACCACUAGCACCAUCAAUGUCACCUCCAAGUCCCAGCAUGGCCAUGAUGAUCUGUUUGAGGUGCCAGCUCCUCCCCCUCCCCACGUGCCUAACGUGGAGCUGGCGGUGAUUGACAGGAUGCACAUUAUUGAAACAGAGUCUUCAGGUGUGAGCUCUGACUCACACUCAGACUAUGAGAAUAUUUAUAAAGGGAAGGAUGACCCCAGGAAAACACUGCCUCCCAAACCUGCUAACUUAGUUAUCCCAGCCCUCAAUGAAACACAGACCUCACAGUCCUCUGUCCCUCAUGACUAUGAAAACAUUUGUGCCAUCAACAUCAACAGAGAGAUGUUGGGCGUUAGGCACUGGAAGACAUACUCAGACAUUGAGGACAGAGUGCACGAUUACAGCACCUACAGGGAGAGACUAAAGAUGCUGGACAGUACUCUGGCCUCCAGCUAUUGCUCAGAUGUCAACAGUACUCUGAAGGCCAUACACUCACGCAGGUCCAUCAGUGCUCCUGAUGACUGUGAGUCCAUUCUAUCACGGUCACUGCCAGACCUCAGCGCCCUCAGACUGGAAACCUGUCUUGAGGAGGCUGAACCAGAGCCUGAGGAGGAGUGUGCCUCCCCCAGCACCAAAGAUGACAACAGGCUGAUGGAGGUCCUGGACCGCCUCAGGGCUGCCAGACCUCUCAAUAAGUCCAGUUCGGUUGACCAAAUACCCAACUAUGAAACCAUCUGGGUGGGGGAUGUGGAGAAGCCAGAGCAAGACAGAAGCUCAUCCUUGGCUGCCUCCUCCACCAGCAGGUCCUCCUUGGUGGUGACCAUUGGUGAUGUGAGGGAGAAGGAGUCCCUGUGCAACCUCUACUACUCCACUAUGUCCGACCUCUCCUUCAGGUACUACAGUGAGAGGAUGCGCAGGAACUGUUCCACAGCCUCCACCUCCUCCCGCAGCACCUCCCACCACAGCACCUCCCGGGAGAUGACGCGUGCCAUCUCCGUCCCCGACAACAAGACACUCCUGGAGGUGAGUGAGCUGAUAGAGGAGCAGAAGAAACUGGAGAAAGGAGAAGGACAGAUAGCGGAGCAGCGACAGGCCCUGGGGGCGGCAGCCCUCAGCACCCCUCAUGUGUACAGCCAGACCACGCCGCUGAGGGCCACACAGUCGGCUCAGCCUCAGCCACGGCGCAAGUUUUCAAUGCUGCGGGAAAAGUUUGAGCAACCAAACUGGACGCCCCUCAAGUCCCCCCUCAGGAGGCGGCAGUCAGCACAGCGAAGAAACUCCCUCCAGGACCGCACAGCCCGGGCCCUGCAGGCGGGGAUGAAGGUGUUCAGGCGGCCACGUGUCCACGUCAUCACACCCAAAAAGGAGGAGGGCAAGGACACCCCACGCCUGAAAAGCCCCUUCAAGACCAGGACUGUCACCCCAACCUCCACCACCAUUAGGGUGAAGGGUGACACUCCCACAGAGGUGAGGGUCACCAUCAAGGGGGGUGAGGAGAUCUCCAAAGCGGUCCAGAGGACGCCACAGGUCAACACACCCAUCAACCACCGGCUGGCCAAGGGGACCCCCAAGACCAGCACACCAGACGAGACCAAGCCACCCCCAAGGACAGGCCCGGCAGCAGUGGUGGACCCCAAGGUGAAAAAGAUAAGUGAAGGCCCCAAGACCAGCACACCAGAGGGCAACAAAGCACUACCACAGAUCAGCAUCCUAAGCGCUGUGUCAAGUGUCGUCCCCUCACCAGACAGCACCCAGGUCAGAAUGCCGCUCUCAGAGAAUAUCUACCUCAGCAGGAUCAGCUCCAAGACCCUCGCCAUGCAGGUCAACAAGGAAUCUGAAUCCACACAGAAAAGCACCCAGUCAGGAAAAUCCUUCACAAACCUUCAAGCUCAAAGAUCACCAACUGGAGAUGAAAACUCCCAGAGGAGACUCACCGUUGUCCCUUCUGCUUCAGUUUCCCAGAGUCACCUGGACCUAAGGAACCAACACACCUCACCUAUUGGGGGCCACAGGUACCCAGGGGGCCAGGCCAUGUUCUCCGGAGCCCUGGGGCUGCCAAGGUUUGAGCCUGAGCCGCGGGCCACCAUUGUGAGUGUGACUGGCGUGUCUGAUACAGCCCAUGGUCAGCACAUCAGCCAUAUCGUCCUCUCCUCCCCUCAGUCACCUAAGAUAAACAUGCAGAAGUCAACUUUAUCUCCUACAUCUAAGAUAUUUUCAAGAAGAAUUUAGAAUCAAAGGGCAAAACUUUCCUCUGCUCAUUUUCAUGUCAAAUUCAUUUUUUUCCAUGACUAUCACUUCUCAUCUGUUACUCUCAAUGGUAUAAAUACCUUCUCUUCACAGGACUGACUAAAUAUGUGAUCUGAGAAGGAUUUUGUUAACCACCUGCCCAGUAGCAUUGCAGUGCAUGUAUUUCAAGGAUAUGUCAAAAUGUCCCUGGAGAUGUCUUCCAUUCUCUGUCUAAUAACCUGGAGGCAGAAGCCGGUGACUACUGUAUAUUUAAGGAUUCUCUGUAUGUGUUAGUAGCUUUAAGGCAAACCCAACCAAAGCUAAUCAAUGUAUAUAGUCCAUUUACACUUAAUUUCUUGCCAAAUAGUACUGUCUAUAAGAAUAUAGUAAAUACUCAAGAAAUAUCAUGGAAGAAUCAAACUUAUUUUAUUUGAAGUGUACUUAAGUGUGCCCAAGUGUACUUAACUUUGAAGUGUACUUAGUGUACCCAAGUGUACCUAACUUUGAAGUGUACUUAAUGUACCCAAGUGUACUUAACUUAGCGUGUUCAUGGAGGGUGUCCUCAGGGAUGCCGUGGGUGACUCACCACACCAAGACAUUACAUACUUAAGUUUUUAUAUGUAAAUUUGUAUAUAAGCCAAAUAAAAGAGUUUAAUAUUUAA
This is a messenger RNA of Eriocheir sinensis (Chinese mitten crab), 6005 nucleotides long. RefSeq lists its product as uncharacterized. The transcript has 9 exons. The record is from RefSeq and is a predicted model, not a curated record. Gene Ontology annotation, biological process: engulfment of apoptotic cell; apoptotic process involved in development; phosphatidylserine exposure on apoptotic cell surface. Lineage: Eukaryota; Metazoa; Arthropoda; Malacostraca; Decapoda; Varunidae. The coding region runs from base 1327 to 5346 and encodes 1339 amino acids. Gene Ontology annotation, cellular component: plasma membrane.